Molecule: messenger RNA, 949 nt
Organism: Spinacia oleracea (spinach)
Lineage: Eukaryota; Viridiplantae; Streptophyta; Magnoliopsida; Caryophyllales; Amaranthaceae
Product: chaperone protein dnaJ 20, chloroplastic
Exons: 2
Coding region: 158-757 (199 amino acids)
Cellular component (GO): chloroplast
Source: RefSeq, a predicted model, not a curated record
AAAUUUAUUUAUACUCCAAAUUGCACGCAAGUUUUAGGCCUUUCUCCCAUAUUCCCCCGCACCUCAAUUUAUACUUCCUUUCCUCUCCCAAAUUUCAUCCUCAAAAACAACCACAACAACAAAAACUCAAUCAAAAUUUCUAAACAACUUUUAAAAGAUGCAAGUUUACUUGGAUAAUUUGAUUUCAAACUCAACCUUUCCAUUCCUAUCACAUCCCACUUCUUCAAUUCAAUCUUCCUCCUCCUACCUCCCUUCAAAUCGCAUUUCCUUCCAAACCCCGCCACCAUUUUCAUCCUUCAAAGCUCGAGCAACCCUCAACAAUGGCGGAAUCACAAAGCCCAUCUCAGAGAUGACCUUUUACGAGCUUCUCGGUAUCCCAGAAACGGUCGAUUUGUCUGAUAUUAAGCACGCGUACAAGCAACUCGCGCGCAAGUAUCACCCUGAUGUGUCGCCCCCGGAUUUAGUGCGGGAGUAUACUGACCGCUUUAUUCGUGUUCAAGAGGCGUAUGAGACGUUGUCUGAUGCUCGAAUGAGGGCUAUCUAUGAUCGGGAUAUGGCGCGCGGACUUCAUCUUGCGUUUUCUGCUCGGAAGAAGAUGAACCAGUUUGAUGAUGAGGAAAUGGAAGACAAAAGUGAGUGGAAAGGUCGUUGGCAAAGCCAAGUAUCAGAACUAAAGAAGAGAAGCAUGUACAAAGAUGCUAAGAAAAACACAUGGGGAGCUAGAAUGCGCCGUCAAAGGAGUGAAUCAUAUCCUUAACCACGAUUAUAACGAUAAGACUCACUAUGUAUAUAUCUGUGUUUUUUUUGUUCAGUUUCCACUCUUUUAAGUUUUACUUGGAAUCGGACGAAUUCAGGCAAUGAUGUCGUCUCAUUUCCCUAAUUUUAUCGUCCAUGGGAUCAAUUAAUUAACAUACUGCAUAUAUUUAUACAUCUACUCUUUCUUGCUCGA